CAGGCCCAUUAGGUGGUCAGGGGAUGAAUAUAAUACGUGGCGGCUGUUGUUAAUUAAACAACCAUGCAUACCCUGCUUCUUCUCCAGAAAUCAAAUCGUAACGUAACGAUGAGCUUGUGCAGACCCAUGGUAUCCACAUCUUUUUGGGUAAAACCCACGCAGGCGGACCGCAGCUCCCAUCCUCCAUCGUUUCUCACACUCAACCACCCCCCUCCAUCGUUUCAAUCAAUCGGAAUUAAGGAUGCAUUCCAUGGUUCUUUAUUGAGGGAGUGUCACUGCAUUCCUUCAAAUUGGCCUACUGAAACAGUACCAUAUAGUUUAUUGGGGGAUUGGCGGAUUAUCAAACAGCCACCAGGUGAAAGGACCCCGAGCAAACUUUCAACUUAUGAAAUACUUGGACCCGGAAUGAUUAUCUUGAAGAAUUACGUCAGCCUCACGGACCAGGUUGAUAUAGUGAACAUAUGUGAAAAGUGGGCCGCAGGUCCUGGGGGGUUUUACAUGUACAAAAGUGAUGAAGAUCGUCGACGACAAAUGUGUUUUGGUCGAAACUGGGAGCCGGAAACAGGGUAUAGGAACUGUUACAGAAGUAAUGGUUUUAAACCACCACCGGUUCCACAUGAAUUUAUCUCAUUGGCUGAAGCUGCAAUUAAAGAUGCUCAACUCUAUCUGGAUGAUCUUCCUUCAAUGUACCCCGAUACUUGUUUAGUCAGUUUCUAUAAAACCAAUGGUCGACUUGGCCUUCAUCAGGAUUGUGAUGAGAGCUCAGAUUCUCUAAGAAGAGGAUUGCCUGUGGUUUCCAUCUCCAUUGGCACUACUGCAAUAUUUGUGUAUCGCCGUACUGAACAUAAAAGAAAGCUGAAAGAUGUUUGGUUGGAUUCAGGUGAUGUAUUGAUAUUUGGUGGCAAGUCUAGACAUAUUUAUCACGGGGUGGAGCACGUCGGUUGCAACACAUUUUCUGAUGAUUUAUAUCUAGAAAGCAAGAUGAGGUUGGGCCGUCUAUCCCUUACUCUACGGCAAUUCUGAUCUUGUUUGAGUUUUAUCAUGCCAUGUUUCGUGUUUGUCAUAAAGUAACUAGUGUGUUGAGCCUGGACUUUUGUUUAUGUUAUUUGAGUCAACUUUAAAUUAUAAUUCCUCUUAAUAUAUAGGUAAUUUGGAGCUA
Molecule: messenger RNA, 1159 nt
Organism: Helianthus annuus (common sunflower)
Lineage: Eukaryota; Viridiplantae; Streptophyta; Magnoliopsida; Asterales; Asteraceae
Product: alpha-ketoglutarate-dependent dioxygenase AlkB
Exons: 5
Coding region: 64-1023 (319 amino acids)
Biological process (GO): oxidative RNA demethylation
Cellular component (GO): cytoplasm; nucleus
Molecular function (GO): ferrous iron binding; oxidative RNA demethylase activity; broad specificity oxidative DNA demethylase activity
Source: RefSeq, a predicted model, not a curated record